Molecule: messenger RNA, 5127 nt
Organism: Hypanus sabinus (Atlantic stingray)
Lineage: Eukaryota; Metazoa; Chordata; Chondrichthyes; Myliobatiformes; Dasyatidae
Exons: 9
Coding region: 84-2669 (861 amino acids)
Biological process (GO): regulation of translational fidelity
Cellular component (GO): cytoplasm
Molecular function (GO): tRNA binding; nucleotidyltransferase activity; double-stranded RNA binding
Source: RefSeq, a predicted model, not a curated record
GCACACAGACCAGCCUAAAAAUAUUUAAAGGCAAUUUUAACUUCACGAAGUUCAGUUCAAGAGUUUCCAAUAUAUUGAUCGACAUGGAACAGGAAUACGAUAGUGCCGAGCCUCUGCAUUAUUCCGUGGGGAUUCUAGGUAUAUGUGCAGGUGCGCUAUUACUGGUUGUGAACUACUACUCCACGCUGCUGCCGAUCCCCAGUACGGCUCUGGGCAUCUUACUGCUUAUCGUAGCGGCUGUCCUGUGCUAUACUGCUAUAAGGAAGUGGUCAAGUCAAGCUACACUAUUUGUGAACCUGUGCCUGACGGUGUCAGCAUUAUGGUGUGGAUCUGGCCUGAUCCACAUCUUAGUUGGAGAGAAGGUAGUUCAGGCUAAUGAAAUCAGAAAUGCUCUGGUCCCUGGCUAUGCAGCUUUUGUCUUGGUGCUCUUCAUCAUUGGGGUGGUGGGGCUAAUCCAAAAGGAAUUGAUCCCAGCUGUGAUUGCUUUUGCUAUUUCUCUUGCUACUGCCCAUGAGAUAGCUGCACUAUAUAAUCAGUCUUUUGGUUAUUCUGCAGUGGCUUCAAAUUAUUUGAUAGUGUCCUUUGUAGGAAUUUAUUUUGGAUUGGGGCGUACUUCUUACUACUUAAGUGAUGGAAAAAUAACUCUCCCAGGGACUGGCCUGUCCAAGAAUAAUUCCCGUCUGCAACCUUUAUCUACGAGCCUCUUUAAAAAUGACACAAUAGUUCUGGGGUACAUUGCUAAUAUGCUGUCUGCCAGUGUGUUAGGAUGCCGUGUUUUGGGUGUAACCUCCACUCUGUUUAUUGGUCAGGUUCCCUGGCUGUGGACAGCAGGAGUCUAUCAAAUUAUUGUUAGUAUUUUGUCAUUCAGAGCUUUUGACACCCUGAAUGCCACAUUCUUUGGCUUUACCUCCAUUUUAAAGUUUGCAGAGGGCUAUGCUUUGCUUUAUAGUCUCUGGCAAAAUAAUCAACCCUUCUUCUCAGUUCCAGUCCCUAUUGUUCUUGCUGUGCUAUUUUUCAUUCUGGCUCUAUUUAUGACUAGUAAAAGCCUCAUUGAUGGAAUGUAUUUGUUGUUCUACGUUGCCUUUUGCAUAGCCGUGGCAGCCCGGCCCAGUGGAUUUUUCAGUGGUGGAGCACAAGGGGUCAGUGUGGCUAUAUUUGUAGCAUCUGCUUGCUUAACCUUCCUUUACCUUUUCAAUGCCAUGAGCAACUUUCCUAUUCCCACUGGAGAAGGAGUUGUGAAGGCUUUAUUCAGUAGGAUAAAUGUUUUAUCACUGAAGGCAGACAAAGACUCCCAUAGCCCAUACUUGGGGUACUCCAGAUAUUCAGAUGCUGAGAUCCUAGCCCUUGCCUGCAAUGUUGUGGCUUCUUUUGCUAUUUCUGUAUCAGUCGAUCCUUCCGCACCUUUAACCACGAUUGUCCUGCCUUGGAUAGUUAUUCCUGGGGGAGUCCUGCAGAUUCUAUGUGGCUCAAUCUCUUUUUCGCGGGGUAAAACCCUAGAAAGCUCUGCUUUUAUCCUGUAUGGUUUAAUAUGGAUAAUCUGGGGUUUGACUCGAUAUGCUGGCCUGUAUGGUUCCACGAGAGGGUUUAGCGUUGCUAUAGGGAUUAUUUGCUUCAUGCUCUUUAAUGGCUUUGUGGUGAUAGGGACUUGCUUUCUUAAUGCAGCCUGGUUUGCCUUCUCACUCAGCUUUCAGUUAAUCCUAAUCAGCUUCCUUUUGGAUGCUGUUAAUGCAAUUCCUUUUGGAUAUGAUAUUGGAGUCACCAUCAUUUUUGGUUUAGUUAGUUUUUACUGUUUUCUGGCCACCCUCUUUAACCAAAGCUUCAAGAGCCCCCAGUUACCCUUGGGACGGGCUUGGGCAAGCCUGUGUGGAUUUGGGCAGAGCAAAUCCGUAUGCCCUCAUUUGCCUUCAAGAAAAACUACCUCAGUCAGAAAAAUUGCAGAAAUUAUGAAGGAUGGAGGAAUAUGUGGUAUUCCAACAGACACUGUGUAUGUGUUGGUGGCAGCCUGCAAUCGUCCUGAUGCUGUUGAGAAAGCUUACAACACCAAGAAACAGGCCAAAGAAAGACCCAUGUCUCUGUGGAUCUCCAGCUUAUCGCAAUUGGAACCUGUUAAACACCUGUUAAACCCUCUCUUGUGGGAUUUCAUGCAGACAGUUUGGCCGUCAUCUAUCAGUCUUGUCAUCCCUAGGGGUGAAUGGUUGAAACCAUUUGGAUUGAAACAUGCGGAUAAAUACAUCGGGACUCCUCAGAGCAUUGCCAUUAGGAUUCCAGAUUGUACUGUUACAACACAUCUCAUUGAUCAGGUGGGUCCUGUAGCAGUGACAUCAGCAAAUCCAACAGGAGAAGCUGAUACCACUGACCACAAUCAGGUCUAUGCCAAACUUGGCAAGAAGGUUGAUGGUGUAUUGUGUGAUGGGCCUUCACCUGAGAAUAUUGCCUCUACUGUUGUGGACUGUACCAAUUUAGAGAAGGGUACACUUGGUUUCUUUAGAAUUGGCAUUGUGCCCAAAUCCAAGAUCCUGCAGCUGUUUGAAGAAGUGCAGAAGAAACAUCUAAAAGGCCGCUCUAAUAAUGGAUUCAUUGAGGAUUUUUCAGUUCAACAGCCACAGGACCCAAAUACCUAUGACAACGUAGCCUUUACAAAUGAGACAGAAGAAGCUGGGAGAUUGUAAUGUACAAGUAUCACUGAAAUAACCUGCAAACUAAUCAGUAUACUUUUGUAAAACAACUACAAGCACGGGAUAUGAUGCCUCAGAGACACAAGAGAUUCUGCAGAUGCUGGAAAUCUUGAACAACACACACAAAAUGCUGGAGGAGUUCGGCAAGCCAGGCAGCAUCUCUGGAAGGGUUGAUGGUUUGGGCUAAGACCCUUCAUCAGUUCCCUCAACAUUUUGUGUGCUUUGCUCAUGAUAUGUCAGGGAAUGGACAGCCCUGUAGAUAGUCCCAAGCAUCUUCUGAAUUAUGUCAAAUUUCCAUGAUCUGCACAUUUCUCCAAUAUUUUGCUGUGGUAAUUCAAGGAUAAUCAUAACUACGUUGGCAAAUUUGCAGCAAGAACAGAUUUAACCAACCUUAAAGGGAUCAAUUGGUUAUUUUGUAAGGACAUUGUGCAGCCUUCACAAAGAAGAGAAAAUGAUCAAAGCUACAUUUGAACAAACUACCAUAAACCAAAUGGUUUGUAAAUGAACCUUGGUAAAUUGAGAGGAAGGAAAUGGAUAGAAUCACAGAAAGGUUACAGCAAAGGAGGAGGCCAUUUAACCCAUUCUGGUCAUGCUGCUGCUUCACCAGCCAGCCACUUCUCUGUCGAUUUGCAAACUUUCCCUCGCCAGUUCUUUUUGAGACCACAGUGGAACUUGCCUCCACCACAUCCACAGCGGUGCAUUUCAGAUUUUAACUGUUUAAAAGAAAAAUCCUGAUGUUAUUAAUUCUCUUCCCAUUCAUUUUAUAUCUGCACCCUCCAAUCUUUGAUUCCUUCAUCAUUAAGAGUAGCUUCCAUUCUGUGCUGGCCUUCUAUCAUUUCGUGUACUUCCAGCAGGAUUCUCUCAACCUUCACUUAAAAGAAAACUAUCCUGACCUUUCACAUCUCUCCUCCUAACUGAAGUCUCUCAUCACAAAAGCCGUUACCCCUUAAAUCUUUUUUGGACCUUAUGUAAUCCCUUUACAUCUUUCCUAUAGUGACUUGAUGAGAAUUGAACAGAAUAUUCCAGUUCAGGUUAUUCCAAUCAAGGUUUAGCAUAAACUUUUUUAUACUCUUGACUUCAUUCAUAAAGCCCAGAAUUGCUGAUGCCUUAUUAACUAUUUAUCAGUCUACCUGUCACUUUCAAUGAUUUGUGCACCAGUAGUCCCAGGUUCCCUGUUCCCACACUCCUUCAGAAGCAGUAUACUUCUUUAAAUAUGGUCAGUCUUUAUUAUUCCUACCAAAAUGCAUCACCUCACUUUCCUCUCCUGUGUCUACCCAUUCUUCUAGCCAGUUUGCAUCUUGCCGCAAUUUAUCACUAUCUAUUUGUUACAAUUUUAAUGUCAUAUCAAAUAUUACAAAUUAGGGAUUGCCCUCCCCCCAACUCCAGGUCUAGCUCUAUAUCAAAAAAAAAGCAAAGGAGCCAGCAUUUGUUCCAUGGAGGAUACCUCCAUUUACCUAUACCUUCCUGCACGUUGAGAUUACGAACACCAUGGCCCUGUUUGGAACUUAGCCAACAUCAUAUCCAAGGUACCAGUGACCCUUUAGGGCCAAAUCAAGAUUCCUGCCUCCCCCCCCCCUCCCCACCAUUUAUCCUGUAUUGUUGGUCUUGUCAGUCCUGUACUUACUCCUUUUGAAUAGGGGAGUAAUACUUGCCACUUGUCAAUCCUCUGGUAGCAUCUCAUAUCCAAAGUGCAUUAUGGUCAUAAUGUCUUUACAAUAUGGUUAUUAUGGUCUUUAUAAUCAUAAUAUAGUUAUAAUGAUUAUAGUCAUUGCUCCUGAUAUUUUGAUCGCUGUCUCCAAGGUGAACUGAAACUUGGUGCACUUAAACUAUGACAUUCCCAAGAAGCAGAUCUAGCAAUGCCUCCUAUGAAAGCAUAAGAAUAAUUAUAACCCAAAACCAGAUAGAGGCUAAUGAUUUCAAUAGAAAGGGGCCUGUUUCAAACAGAGAAGAUUAUAUCAGUGAUGGUACAAACAAAAUUGUGUGUGUGUCUGUCUGCUUCUGCAUGUGUUUGUGGUGAGGGAGGGUAUGGGGAAUAGGAUCUUGUAUCACUCAAAUUGUCAUGAGUGUGAUUUUCAAAUUGGGAAAAAGGUUUGAAGUCAAAAUUCUGUGAUUUGCAAAGCACUGAUAACAGGAUUGAACACCUGCACACUUCACCUGGGAACCGAAACCUCCAAUUGAUCUGAGUCUAAAUCAUCAUGAAUCAUUGUAUAAAAUUAGGUGUAAUGGUCACUGUUUUUCCACUUACAGGUAAAGUUUUCAAAAUAUGUUAUUUGUCAAUGGAAUCAUGUAUUUUCUAUUUCAGAUGGGAGUAGAUGAGCUGAAUGAAAAAUCCAUUAUCAUUCUGAAUCCACUGAUAUGUGUACAUAAUCAAAUUGACUUUUGAAGAAAAAAAAGUAGUUGCACUUUAUAUUGUAUGAGCAUUUUGUAAUAAAGUAUCUGUUUCUAAUUGUGA